Messenger RNA from Stegastes partitus (bicolor damselfish), 1262 nucleotides. It is a transcript of the gene hsd17b2, whose product is annotated as hydroxysteroid (17-beta) dehydrogenase 2. NCBI's taxonomy places the organism in Eukaryota, Metazoa, Chordata, Actinopteri, Pomacentridae. The record is from RefSeq and is a predicted model, not a curated record. The transcript has 5 exons. Gene Ontology annotation, cellular component: intracellular membrane-bounded organelle. Gene Ontology annotation, molecular function: oxidoreductase activity. Bases 1 to 1167 code for a protein of 388 amino acids. Gene Ontology annotation, biological process: steroid metabolic process.
AUGGAGGUCUGGACUGGAGUCAGUCAGGUUUCUGUGGUUCUGUACGUCUGUACGCUGCUCUGGAAGCGUCAACAGAUCCUGGAUGUCCUCCACAGGUGUGACCUCACCUGUGCGUUCCUCAUCGGGCCCCUGAUUGGUCCCCUGGUAGCUGCUCUGUGUUGUACCGAGUCUCCUGAUUCCUACAGCGGCGCCGUCUGUGGAGGCUGCUGCUGCAGCGUCGGUCUGAUAUGCAUCAUCGCAAGAAAACAAAAACUGCUGCCAGUGCAGAACAGAGCCGUGCUGGUUACAGGCUGUGACUCGGGCUUCGGCCAGGCUCUGGUGCAGCAGCUCAGCCGGAUGGGCCUGAAGGUGUUCGCAGGAGUUCUGGACGUCAACGGGGUCGGGGCUCAGCGGCUCAGAGAGCUGCGACGGGAAAACCUGCAGCUGCUGCAGCUCGACAUCACCGACGCUGCACAGGUGGAGGCGGCGCUGCAACACGUCCAGACUCAGGUGUCCGACUCAGGUCUGUGGGGUUUGGUGAACAAUGCAGGAGUCCUGCAGUGUCCGGUGGACGCCGAGCUGCAGCCGCUCGCAGCCUUCAGGCGCUGCAUGGACGUCAACUUCCUGUCUGCGGUCCACAUGUGUCAGCUGUUCCUGCCGCUGCUGCGCCGGGCCGCAGGUCGCAUCGUCAACGUGUCCAGCUUGGCGGCUGAGGUGCCGAUGCCGAUGUUCGGAGCCUACGGAGCCUCCAAGGCGGCUCUGAAGGUCGUCUCGGAGGUGAUGAGGCAGGAACUGGCUCCGUGGGGAGUCCGAGUGUCUGUGAUCCAGCCUGCCGGCUUCAGAACCAACAUCUUCGGUGACGAGGACUCCGUCCGCCGCCACGCCGCCCAGCUGCUCGCCACCGUCUCCGCCGAGGCCAGAGCGGAUUACGGGGACUCGUACAUCUCGUCUCUGUCCGGCGGUCUGGCCAUCAUGUCCCGGCAGGCGGCAGCCGACCUGUCUCCGGUGGUGGACGACAUGUGUGACGCUCUGCUGUCGGCCAAUCCCAGGGCUCUGUACGCACCUGGACAGAUGGGCUGGCUCCUCCCCUUCCUGCACCGCACCUGUUCCACCACCGUGUUUGACGCCAUCAUCAGCCACCUGCCGAAAUACACCAAUCAGCAGCCAGCAGGACUCAGGAGGAUGUGAUGUCACGCGUCUGACCACGCCCUGCUGCUGUCCUCACAACACUAAGACAACGAGACGCGAGAUAUUAGAAACUACAGUCGUGACUCGAUGAUCUG